Humulus lupulus (European hop) is the source of this 2548-nucleotide messenger RNA. Its product is annotated as prolycopene isomerase, chloroplastic. The record is from RefSeq and is a predicted model, not a curated record. The transcript has 13 exons. Bases 157 to 2199 code for a protein of 680 amino acids. Gene Ontology annotation, molecular function: carotenoid isomerase activity; oxidoreductase activity. Gene Ontology annotation, biological process: carotenoid biosynthetic process. NCBI's taxonomy places the organism in Eukaryota, Viridiplantae, Streptophyta, Magnoliopsida, Rosales, Cannabaceae.
UAAAUAAAAACAUAAACACUAACAUUAAACAAUACUCCGACUUUGGCUGGGGCUAAUGGUUGGUUACUGGCCUAGUCUAAGCUUAAUUCAACAACACCACAACCUUUUUUUUUCUACAUCUCAGAAAGAAUUAAGGUUCAUUUCUAACUCCCUUCCAUGGCUGAAUUAAGGUCCAUUUCAACAACUCCCUUCAAUUCUUCUUACUUUCCCUCUCACCACCAUUGCUCCCCAAAGUUGAGCACUUUAAGACCCAGAAAUCAAAAGUUGAAGCUUUAUGUCUCUGAUAAACCCCUUGUUUUCAGUAAUUACAACCCCCUAUGCUACUUGAAAUCUGGGUUUGUUAAUCCCAAGUGUUCUUCUCAUUUUUAUGGUGUUGAAUUUGGUGGAAUUAGGCCCAGAAGCCAAAAAUGUGAAAGUUUCGCAAUUGGGUGCUCUAAAUUCUCAGUCUUCAGUAAUAACAAGCUCACUGGUACAGGUUCAAGGUGUCAUCGUAGUUCAAAUGAGCUGGGGGCCAUCAGAGGCAUAGUCUCAGUGGGAAGUUUAGAUAGGAAUAAUAAGAAGAGUAGGGUCAUUUCAAAUUCUAGCUCAGUGCUGAAUUUGGAUAAAGAUGUGAAGAAAAAGAAAGGGGGUGGUGAUAAUUACUAUGAUGCCAUUGUUAUUGGAUCAGGAAUAGGAGGCUUGGUAGCAGCCACCCAGCUGGCAGUGAAGGGUGCCCGGGUUUUGGUUUUGGAAAAAUAUGUGAUUCCUGGUGGGAGCUCUGGAUAUUACCAGAGAAAUGGCUAUACUUUUGAUGUUGGUUCUUCUGUGAUGUUCGGUUUCAGUGAAAAGGGUAAUCUAAAUUUAAUUACACAAGCAUUGGCAGCAGUUGGUUGUGAGAUGCCAGUGAUACCUGAUCCAACAACAGUCCAUUUCCAUCUGCCCAACAACCUUUCUGUGCUUGUUCAUAAAGAGUACAGUGAAUUCAUAGCUGAACUUACGACUAAGUUUCCCCAUGAAAAGGAAGGGAUCCUCCAAUUCUACGGCGAAUGCUGGAAGAUCUUCAAUGCCUUAAACUCACUGGAGCUAAAGUCGCUUGAGGAGCCAAUCUAUCUUUUUGGGCAGUUCUUCCAGAAGCCUAUUGAGUGCUUGACACUUGCCUACUAUUUGCCUCAAAAUGCUGGAGAUAUAGCUCGGAAGUAUAUUAAAGAUCCUGAGUUGUUGUCUUUUAUAGAUGCAGAGUGUUUUAUAGUAAGCACAGUUAAUGCUUUGCAGACACCAAUGAUAAAUGCAGGCAUGGUCCUGUGUGACAGGCACUAUGGUGGAAUCAACUACCCUAUUGGGGGUGUUGGUGGAAUAGCAAAGUCAUUAGCUAAAGGCCUCAUAGAUCAAGGAAGUGAGAUACUCUACAAGGCAAAUGUGACAGAAAUUAUGAUUGACCAAGGCCAAGCUGUGGGAGUAAGGAUUUCAGAUAAACGUGAAUUCUUUGCCAAAACAGUAAUAUCAAAUGCUACUCGAUGGGAUACCUUUGGAAAGCUAUUAAAAGGAAAAGACCUUCCAAAGGAAGAGGAAAAUUUUCAGAAAGCUUAUGUGAAGGCCCCAUCUUUUCUUUCGAUUCACAUGGGAGUUAAAGCUGAGGUUCUACCACCAGAUACAGAUUGCCAUCACUUUGUUCUCGAGAAUGAUUGGACAAGACUUGAGAAGCCAUAUGGAAGCAUUUUUUUAAGUAUUCCUACUGUUCUUGAUUCAUCACUUGCACCGGAAGGGCGCCAUAUUCUUCACAUAUUUACAACCUCUUCCAUAGAAGACUGGGAGGCACUCUCUCCAAAAGAAUAUGUGGAAAAGAAGGAACGUGUGGCAAAUGAAAUCAUUAGCCGAUUAGAGAAGAAGCUAUUUCCAGGACUAAGAUCAUCCAUUGAUUUUAUAGAGGUGGGGACACCAAAGACGCACAGGCGGUACCUAGCUCGUGAUAAGGGCACUUAUGGACCAAUGCCUCGUGGAACUCCAAAAGGCUUGUUAGGAAUGCCGUUCAAUACAACAGCCAUAGAUGGUCUGUACUGUGUUGGUGAUAGCUGCUUUCCCGGACAAGGUGUUAUAGCUGUAGCCUUCUCAGGAGUAAUGUGUGCUCACCGCGUAGCUGCUGAUAUUGGGCUUGAGAAAAAGUCUCCCUUAUUGGAUGCUGCCCUCCUUCAAACUCUCAGUUGGUUGAGGUCAUUGGCUUGAAAAUUAUGCCGGAAAAUACAAAAUUCAAUGUGUGUUGAUGUAAUGCAUUGAUUGCUUGCAAGAGCAAAUACAAAUCGUUAAAGCACAUAGAUAUGCACUCUCCAUUUCUUUAGUAGGAGCUCAAUCAAUGAAUCAAUAUCAGCCAUUGAAUCAACUUGGUUCAUCAAAGUUUUCUGCAUUCCUAUCUCCUAUGAUGAAAGUAAGUAAAGGGCCUGUAGAGUGGUAUGCCUGAUGAUUGCGAAAGGUGAUUUCUUUCUUUUUUGGGGGGGAUGAAUGGAGGGGCAAGGGGAAAUUAAAUGUAAACAAAAGCAACAUCAUUUCUUACAAAAUAAAGAGGUUUCUUUUAUCA